Molecule: messenger RNA, 1389 nt
Organism: Arabis nemorensis
Lineage: Eukaryota; Viridiplantae; Streptophyta; Magnoliopsida; Brassicales; Brassicaceae
Source: the annotation of a GenBank genome assembly
AUGACAACAGAAUCCAGCAUUGCUAAGACUGGAAUAUUCUGGAACAUCGAGGACUGCCCAAUCCCCGAAGGUCUCAAUCCUCGAAACAUUUUAGAGAAUAUCAAAUCAUCUCUUACGAAUGAGGGUUAUGUUCAUGGUGAGGUUUCAGUCCGGGCUUAUUGUGAGAAGAAGAAUUGGAGCUUUGAUGAUUUGUCCCUUGCCGAUAUCACCUUUGAACACGCACACGCAGGAAAUCAUCUUAAGAGAUUUAGGAAAAUUUUAGAGGACAUUCUUUUCUUCACGGUGCAAAAUCGCGUGCGUUACCCCCAAACAAUACACAAGAUUGUGCUGAUCUCAAAAAUCCCACAAGACGAUGAGAUCGCUACUAUUCUUCAAGUUUUGGUUACGGCAGGUUACAUUGUUCUAUUAGCUGUGCCUGAUGCACUCGAAUAUGUAAGCUCUGUAUGGCUUUGGCCAAGCCUAACAGUUAAAGUGAACCCUAUCCACCAAAGUGGAAGCUCACUAUUGGAAGGUGUUGCCAGUAAGGGGAAGAAAAUCCAUGCAAACAUCGAUGACUUUAUUUUUUGCUACUCACACUACGGAAUGACCUUACAAAAAAAAGAUUAUUAUAUGGAAGUUGAUAAAAUGUUAGUGGACAUUGUUUUAUGGGCACUAGACAAUCCUGCACCAUCAAAUUUGUUGGUAAUCUCGAAAGACAUCUCAGAAGAAACGAAAAGUCUUCUACAAGCUUUGGAAUCAAAAGAUUACAAUAUUCUCUUUGCACAGCUUGAGGAAGCUCCAUCAGCAGUUCUACGUUGUACUGAAAGGCCGAAAUGCCUUUUGAAAGUCCCAAAAAGCCUAUUUGGUGGUGGAAAUCCUAUCGACCAAAGGGGAAGCGCACAAGGUGUCCCCAAUCAUGGUAAGCUAACUGGAAUAUUCUGGAACAUCGAGGACUGCCCAAUCCCCGAAGGUUACAAUCCUCGAAACAUUUUAGAGAAUAUCAAAUCAUCUCUUGCGGAGGAGGGAUAUCAUGGUGAGGUUUCAGUCUGGGCUUAUUGUGGUCAGACUAGCAUCUUUCGUGAAUUGUGGUCAGACUAUAAUCAUGCCAAUAUCAUUUUACGAACCUCAGUGGGUGAAGGAAUUGUGGAAGUUAAUCAUAUGAUAGUGGACAUUCUUUCAUUUGGAAUGCGCAAUCCUGCACCAUCAAAUGUCUUGGUCAUCUCAAAAGAAGUCUCAGGAGAAUUCUUCAAUCGUCUUCAGGAAUUGAAAUCGGAGAAUUUCAAUAUUCUCGUUGUACAGCCUGACGAAAUUGAAUCAGAAGCGCUACUUGAUAUCGUAAGCAUGGAUUGGCGUUGGCCGAAGCAAUCAGAUAUAGACAAAGAAAGCGACGAAGUGAUGUCUGAUUCUUAA